Molecule: messenger RNA, 585 nt
Organism: Eufriesea mexicana
Lineage: Eukaryota; Metazoa; Arthropoda; Insecta; Hymenoptera; Apidae
Product: zinc finger protein 239
Exons: 4
Coding region: 1-585 (194 amino acids)
Biological process (GO): regulation of gene expression
Cellular component (GO): nucleus
Source: RefSeq, a predicted model, not a curated record
AUGAGGUGCCAUUCUAACAUCCUUGGUACCGGUUGGCACUAUAGAAUAAUAGGGGGCACAAUAUGGGAUGACAUGUGCAGCGUGGUGCAAGACGCGCCAUUAGAUUUGAGCUGCCGUAGUUCCGACAAACGAACGAAUUUGUUCAACUCGUCCAAGUUUCAAAGAUGUUUACCCUGUCAGACGUGUGGCAAGAAUUUUGACAGGCCCUCGUUGCUCAAGAGGCAUCUGAGAACUCACACAGGUGAAAAACCGCAUGGUUGCGACGUGUGUGGAAAAAUGUUCAGUACGAGUAGCUCAUUGAACACUCAUGUCAGAAUACACACUGGAGAACGGCCACACGAAUGUCCCAUUUGCGGCAAGCGCUUCACUGCAUCGUCAAAUUUGUAUUACCAUCGAAUGACACAUUACAAGGAGAAACCCCAUAAAUGCAACGAAUGCGGUCGUUCUUUUCCAACUCCGGGUGAUUUAAGGGCCCAUGGGUAUUCCCAUAGUGGUAAUUGGCCGAUGCGAUGUUCCGUUUGCAAUCGGGGAUUCUGUAAGCCUGGAGCUUUACAUCAUCACAUGCAAGUGCACACUGGUAAUUAA